Molecule: messenger RNA, 2235 nt
Organism: Formica exsecta
Lineage: Eukaryota; Metazoa; Arthropoda; Insecta; Hymenoptera; Formicidae
Product: odorant receptor 4-like
Exons: 7
Coding region: 954-2180 (408 amino acids)
Biological process (GO): sensory perception of smell; detection of chemical stimulus involved in sensory perception of smell
Cellular component (GO): plasma membrane
Molecular function (GO): olfactory receptor activity; odorant binding
Source: RefSeq, a predicted model, not a curated record
UAUAAUCAACAAUUUAGUUUAAUACUUAAAACUUAAACUAAAUUGUUAUAAAAUAAUAAUUUUUUUUAACAGAAAAUAUUUAAUUUUUUCUUGAAUGUAUACUUACUGCUAGUGUAUCAAUAUCAGGUUUAUUUCGCGCAUGGAAAUAAUUAUGCGUCAAAUUUGUCUUGUGGAAUUAGUCGGAUGUACAUUCAACUUAUGUAUGCUUGGAUAUUAUAUUUUGGUAUGUUCAAACACAUGAAAAAAUGAAUAUGUGACAAAGAGAAAUGCUUAUUACUUUUUCAAAUUCUAUCAAGUUGCACGUUGUAUGUUUGAGCAAUGGCAUGAAGAAAAUACAAAUACUUUAUUAGCGUAUUACAUUGUAUAUACGUCGAUGAUGUUUAAUAUUUUCAUAUUUUGCUACAUUGGUGAACUCGUUACGGAACAGGUAAUUACAUUUAUAUUAUCACAUUUCUUCCGUCAUUUUUUUCCUUAAUAAAUAAUAUAAGAUUAAAAUAUUGUCGAAAUUUUGAUUCUCAAAAAUUACUUACUUAAUUUUACAACAGUGUAAAAGAGUCGGUGAGGCAGCUUACAUUAUUACACAAAUUGGUAUGAACUGCCGCGUAAAACUGUGCUCGGUCUAAUUUUAGUUAUUAUACGAUCGAAUAUAUGAUAGUUAUCAAAAUCACUGCUGGAAAAAUAUAUCAAUCGCAACUUUCGGUAAUGUAAUUAAAACAUCUAUGGCAUACUUGAAUAUGCUUAGAACUUUAACCAUGUAAAUUGUACAAUACAAUUUGCAAGUGGCGGUGCAACAAGUAGUGAUUAUCGAUUAGCACAAUGUCCCGCCUCUCGUGCAAACCUAUCUAUAAAGAAGAAUCUGCGCAAUCGCUACAUUGACUAUUCCACUUACCGCUGAAAGACGCGAUAACAAAAACGUUUACAAUCAGUAUUUCGCGUGCUUUCCACAACGGAUUAUGAUGAUAUCACUACCUGGCAAGCCGAUGUCAGCUUCGUAUCAUUAUAAGGAGCAUCAUGAUUAUAGUAUCCAGCUGAAUCGCUGGUUCCUGAAACCAAUCGGUGCUUGGCCGGAAUCGCGUGCAACCACCGUUGAAAGAAUUCUAUCGAGGAUUAUUCAGAUAACGUGCUAUGUUCUCAUAGCCUUCACAGUAGUGCCUUGCAUGUUGUAUUUCUACUUCGAGGAGCAGGAAUUCGAUGUUAAGAUAAACUCGGUGGGUCCCGUGAGCCACUGGAUCAUGAACGGGAUAAAUUAUUCCUCGCUGCUAUGGCGCGGCAAGGAUAUACGUCGUUGCAUCGAGCACAUGAAGAGCGAUUGGUUUACGGUGAGUAGGAUCGAAGAUCGCGUUGUGAUGCUGAAAUACGCCAGGUUUGGCCGAUCCGUAGCCGGUUUCUGCGCCGUCUUCAUGCACUGUGGUGUGUUCUCGUAUAGCGUGGUGAAUAGUCUGUCGCCAAUGAUUAUCACGAUCGGCAAUCAAACCGUCAUAAUGCGACGAUUACCUUGCCCGUUCUAUAGCAAUCUUCUGGAUACCAAUCGCGAUCCGAUAAACAAGAUCGUGCUGGCAAUGCAAUUUUUGUCCGGUUUUAUAGCAAAUUCUAUCACGGUUGGUGCGUGCAGUCUUGCUGCGGUUUUCGCGACACACGCAUGCGGUCAAUUCGCCGUGCUUUACUCAUGGUUAAGCGAACUGAUCGAUGAAGAAAAGGAGAAACGAUCUAUUGAGUGUAAAUUGGCUAACAUAGUCGAGCAACAUCUGCGUGUAUUAAAUUUCUUAUCAAGCUUCGAGAAAAUUAUGAAUCAAAUUUGCCUCGUGGAAUUAGUUGGAUGCACGUUAAAUUUAUGCUUGCUUGGAUAUUGUUCCAUUAAGGAAUGGAAUGCGAAAAAUACGAAGACUAUAGCAACGUAUAGUAUUUUGUUCAUUUCCAUGUCUUUUAAUAUCUUUAUAUUCUGUUACAUAGGCGAACUAAUCACGGAACAGUGCAAGAAAGUGGGCGAAAUGGCUUAUUUUAGUGACUGGUAUUGUUUACCUCAUAAAACUGCUCUCGGUAUAGUGCUGAUAAUAUCGAGAUCCGGCGCCGUGAUUAAAAUCACUGCCGGAAAACUAAUUCAACUUUCUUUAAUAACAUUUGGUGACGUAAUGAAAACAUCUGCAGUAUAUCUUAACAUACUUCGUACCAUAACUAUGUAACUAUAAUAUAUGUAAAAAAUGAGAGAAAAUUAAAUCACAUACAAUAAGAAAUGAU